UCGUCGAAAAUUUAGCAGUAACACGUUUUCAUUUAAUAUUUAAUUUACGCAUUUUAUCACUUCGGAACGGAAUCUACGUCGAUAAAUUUUCUUAAAUUUUAAUAUUUACGGAUUAUUUAUUUGGAAAGUUUAAGAAAAAGGAAAGACGUCUUAGCAGCGCCUUAACAGAUCUAUUUCUGUAGUAUUGUCUUUACCAGAUGUAAACAAAGUAGAUAAACAUUCUGGAGCGCUUAUUGUUGUGAUUUAAACAAGAUGCAUCCAAGAGACAUAGUCUGGCCUUUUCCUAACAUGAAUAAACCGCCGAAAUUAUUCAAUAUAGGUAGCAGAAUUGUGAUACCGGCUGUUGGAAUCAUCAGCAAAAUUAUGACAGGUUGGUUGAAUAAUGUUGUUGUGUACAACAGACAUGUUCUCAUUGAUGCAAUCGAAAAUCGACCUGAAAAUGUUCCACUUAUUACAGUCAGUAAUCAUCACUCUUGUCUAGAUGAUCCAAUGUUGUGGGGUAUAUUAGAUUGGAAACAUCUUUUCAAUAGUAAAGUUAUGAGAUGGUCAGGUGCAGCACAUGAUAUAUGUUUUACGAAGGAAUGGCAUUCGAAAUUCUUUGCUCUUGGUAAAACUUUCCCAAUUCGCAGAGGAGAUGGAGUUUAUCAGAAAGCUAUGGACUUUUGUUUAGAACGUUUGAAUGCUGGAAAUUGGAUUCAUUUCUUUCCUGAAGGAAAAGUGAAUAUGACAAAAGACGAAAGUUUAAGAUUGAAAUGGGGUAUUGGACGAUUAAUAUCUGAAUGUAAGAUAACUCCAUUUGUAAUUCCAUUUUAUCAUUUAGGUAUGGAUUGUGUAUUGCCAAAUAAGGCGCCUUAUAUUCCUAGAGUAGGACAGGUUGUUACAGUUCUCAUAGGAAAUCCAAUUGAUUUUUCUGAAAUGAGGGAAAAAUUAAAGAAAGAAAUGAAGACUGCAAUGGAAAAAAGAAAAUUAUUCACAGAUAUUAUACAAGAAGAACUUAGACAGCUUAAACACCAAACUGAAAAUUUACACAGGCUAAUUCAAAUGAACAAAUUGUAGAAUGGGAAGUGUUAGUUUCUUUAGUGUGAAUGUAUUUAUUAUUUUGUGCCAUUGAUUUUUAGGUUGCAGCUUUACAUUUAAUUAAGUUAAAAUUGAAACAAAGUAAAAAGUAAUUGAGAAGAUAUUCAUAAAACUGAAAUAUUAUAAAUAGAUAUGUAUAGUUUUACAUUUUCUUAGUUAAAUUUGUAUCAAUAGAUAGUAAAGAAAGAUUGAUUUUUUACAUCAAAAUUUUUUAUGAAGAAUUAGAAAUAGCACUUUUGUAUAAAUGAU
This is a messenger RNA of Centruroides sculpturatus (bark scorpion), 1326 nucleotides long. It is a transcript of the gene Taz, whose product is annotated as tafazzin-like. The transcript has 7 exons. The record is from RefSeq and is a predicted model, not a curated record. Gene Ontology annotation, molecular function: 1-acylglycerophosphocholine O-acyltransferase activity. Lineage: Eukaryota; Metazoa; Arthropoda; Arachnida; Scorpiones; Buthidae. Gene Ontology annotation, cellular component: mitochondrial membrane. Bases 253 to 1056 code for a protein of 267 amino acids. Gene Ontology annotation, biological process: inner mitochondrial membrane organization; cardiolipin acyl-chain remodeling.